Messenger RNA from Salvelinus sp. IW2-2015, 3171 nucleotides. Lineage: Eukaryota; Metazoa; Chordata; Actinopteri; Salmoniformes; Salmonidae. The record is from RefSeq and is a predicted model, not a curated record.
AAAAGAUGUAGAGAGAAAUACUGUCUGUGUAGAAAAGAUGUAGAGAGAAUACUGUCUGUGUAGAAAAGAUGUAGAGAGAAUACUGUCUGUGUAGAAAAGAUGUUCCAGAUAAAUAGUCGGCUACAAUAAUGAAGAAUCUAAGCUUUUAACCGUGUGAGUCACCUGCUAUAAAACAGGAAUGCUAAAUGAGCAUUGUGUGUUCCAUUUUGAACAGACUUGUUGGAACUUGCUCUGGCGCAACAAUCAUUAUUGAACCACUAGGGCCUGUUACCUGUACCAUGCAAACAACAUUUAAUACAUUUGUCAAUGUUUAGAUUGAUGUUUGUUGUGGUCAUAGCUGGGGCUAUUUUACUCAUGGAUGACGGUGAGCCAGUCAGUAGAAGACUUCAUGCUCCACGAGGAUCUGUCACAGACCUGUUAUGACAUGCACAACAGUUGUUUCUUCCCUGUUGCUCAUUACUUUUCUUUUAUAGCUGUUGACACUUGUUUUUUAGAGAGCUUUUGCUUUCCACACGCUCACGUACUUUCGAAGGAAGCCUUGAAACACUUCACACGGGGGCAGGGGUGUAUACGCUUAGAAGUCUCUAGUCUCAUGGAAAUAAAUUGAUGUCCAGGUUCCCCGGUACAUUUCCUUUACGCAUUCAGUUUUUUUAGAGACACGACAGACAGGCUGGAGGCUUCAUGGAUUUAAGUGUGUGUGUGUGUGGGAAGCGAAGGUGUGUGUGUGUGUACUAGUCUAUUCAUGCUCUGUCUUAAGCCUAACACUACUCGCCUCCAGAAUUGGUUUCAUGCUCUCUCUCAUUCUGUGAUAGACUCUCUGUUUCUGAGUCACCCACCCACUCAGGAUGAGCUGUCAGAAUCUGGAGAGAGAGAGACGCGAAGUCAUCCGUCCAUCCACUGUCUCACCACAUGCCUACGUGACAAGUGGUUGCUGACGGACGAUGGCAUCCUCAACAUCACAGAGAUCACGUUCGCUGACCGUGGCAAGUACACGUGCAUGGCGUCCAACGUGCACGGCAGCGCCAACUGCACGGUCACCAUGCGCGUGGUCCUGCACAGCGGGGACCUGGGGGCCUACUACGUGGUCGUGUGCCUCGUCACCUUCACCAUCAUCAUGAUCCUCAACAUCACGCGCCUCUGCAUGAUGAGCAGCCACCUGAAGAAAACUGAGAAGGCCAUCAACGACUUCUUCCGCACUGAGGGCGCCGAGAAGCUCCAGAAGGCGUUUGAAAUCGCCAAGCGUAUCCCCAUCAUCACGUCAGCCAAGACCCUGGAGCUGGCCAAGGUGACCCAGUUCAAGACCAUGGAGUUUGCCCGCUACAUCGAGGAGCUGGCCCGCAGCAUCCCGCUGCCCCCGCUCAUCAUGAACUGCCGCACCUUCAUGGAGGAGAUCCUGGAAGUGGUGGGGGUUGAGGAGAUGAGGCACACGUUCCUCCGCCAGGCUCCAGAGGGGCACCACCUGGGCGGGGCAUUGGGAUGCCGGGCGGCCCUGGUGCAGGGGGCCCUGGUCGGGGUGGGGCCCGGCGACGUCUUCACCAUCCUCCGGGAGAGAGAUAGGGAGCGAGAGAGGGAGAGGGAGCGUUCCGGAUCCCCAGCAGCGGAUUCUGACGACGCGUCGUUGCAUGAGCAGCCUCAGCACAUCGCCAUCCAGGUGUCCAUCCACCCCCCGCUGCCCAUGGAGGCCCCGGCUCUGGCCGAGGCCACGCCCUCAUCUCCUCCACCAUUGGCUCCCCUGCACCUAGAGGAGGAGGAGGAGGAGCAAGAGGAGCAGGGUUCAGAGCCGGAGCAGGAGCCAGUGGAGGAGGCGGCGUUGGGGGUGGUGCUGGAGGGGGAGCCAGAUCCAGAGGUUACUACUAAGCUACAGCCUGGUCAGGUGAUUUACGAAAGCUAUGUGUAAACAACAACAGGAGGAGAAAAAAAUUACGGGAUGAACGAUCCUGUCCUAUGCAUUCCCCCCCCCCACUUUCAAAAACAAUAUGUCAAGAAAAGGUCAUUUUAUUUCACUUCUCAACAGAACUAGCUUAAAACUGGAACCUAGAUACUACGUAUGUAGGUCCAUCUGGAUUAUAUUUGAAUAAUCUAGUCUGGAUUCCAAUAAAUCAACUUGAUAAGACAUUGAGUAUAAUCAUCAUCCUUCAUGCUUAUGGAUCUUCAUGUUGAAUAUAUUGUGGCUGGAGAGGAUAACCAAUAAGCGAUAUGCGUAAGUAUAAAGCAUUGUAAAGGCCAUUUUAAUUAGUAUUAGUGAGCAGACGAAAGAGCUGUUUUUCGAUUCAAGCAUUUCCUAAAUCGAUUUCAGGAAGAAAAAAAACGAUCGACUUGUUGACGGUUAUGCUUUUAUCUCUUUGCAGUAUUAUUCCGUUUUAUGAUAAAUUCAUAAAUUAGCUCUUCAAGCUGCCGUUGUGCAAUCACUGUUACUAAGCAGACCACAAAGGCUUCUUUUGUUUCAGCUUGAAAAGACUGCACAUUCUCCUACCACUGUUACAACCAACCGACCUGAAGUUUCAGUAUCAUGUUAUAGUACGUCAAAUGCAUGCUGGACUCUGAGAAAAAAUAUGGAUUUGAAAGUGUGGUCUAUAGUCAAAUUUAGUCAGUUAAACUCUGUACAAGUGAUUUAUAUAGACUGYUAUAACUUCUGUAACAUCUGAAUUAUUGGAUCAUGAAUAAAAUUUCAGGGGAUGAUUGAAGACCUAGAUGUUUCAGGCCUUCUGGUCUGUGAUGCACGUAAUUAACAAUUGCAUAGCCACUAUAGGCCUUCUAGUGUGGUUCAUUGAAACAUUUUGAGAAAUUACAUUUAUUAUUCUGAUGCCCACUGUGGUGUUUUGACUUCCUAGAUGUUAGACGUUAUACAAUUUUGCCGCCUUUAUACGGUCUGUGUUGUUUCCAAUAUUUCCAUCUGAUUUUCUCCCAUUUCUUUUUGUAAUAUGUUAAGUUUCUUAUCUCGUUUUAAAUGGGUCUCAAACCCCAGCCUCCCUCCACCUCCGUACGUGUUUUAAUUAAAGAGGCUUCAUUGACAGUCUGAUGCAUGUGAAAUGAGUGCGACGUAUUGGGAUUAGUCUUUUAACAGGACUAAAAUACUUUAUCUGCUUAAUAGUCUGGGUGGGGGUUGAUGUUGCUCUGCUUUAAACUAUACUCUUUUUUUGUAGUGAAAAUAAAGUCUGUGUUACCAUGGUU